Messenger RNA from Arabidopsis arenosa, 2149 nucleotides. The record is from the annotation of a GenBank genome assembly. Lineage: Eukaryota; Viridiplantae; Streptophyta; Magnoliopsida; Brassicales; Brassicaceae.
AGAGAAAAAACGACAACGUUUAAGACUCUAAAUCUCUCAAAUUCUCUUCCGACAAAUGGGAAAUGGAGUCACCACUUUGACCGGUUGCUGUACAGGAACUGUCGCCAGAGAAAUUUCCCGGCGAUACGACGUAUCUCUUGUUCACGACGGUCUUGGUCACUCUUUCUGCUACAUACGACCGGAUCUCACCGGAGUAGUUUUACCGUCUUCGGAGAUUCCUCUCCGUUCAGAAACUAUCCAAGAAACCACCACAACUUUCCGUUCAAUCUCCGGUGCAUCGGUCAGCGCAAAUCCUUCCACCGCGCUCUCCGGAGCUCUAUCGUCGGAUUCUGAUUGUCCGUACAGCUCCGCCGUCUCCGCCUCCGCAUUCGAGAGCUCGGGUAAUUUCGCCUCUCUACCACUCCAGCCUGUGCCGCGUGGCUCCACGUGGCAAUCAGGUCCGAUUGUUAACGAGUCGGAUCACGGGUCAGCUCCGUUUGAACGACGAUUCUUAUCGGGUCCGAUUGAAAGCGGGUUGUAUUCGGGUCCGAUCGAAUCAACGAAGAAGACGGAGAAAGAGAAACCGAAGAAGAUCAGAAAAAAAUCAAAAUCGAAGAAGAAUUUUCUCACAUUCAAAACACUAUUCACGAGUCUUAUCUCUAACAACAAGUCUCGCUUGAAGAAGAGUGUGAUCGAGCCGAUCAACGGUUCGGAUUCAUCAGAUUCCGGUCGUCAUCAUCAUGAACCUGUGAUUACUUCCUCACGAAGCCACGAGAACCCUAAAUCUGAUCUGGAAGAAGAAGAUGAAAAACAGAGCAUCGACUCUGUUUUGGAUGUUCAAUGGGCUCAGGGGAAAGCAGGGGAGGAUCGUGUACACGUGGUUGUGUCUGAAGACAACGGAUGGGUCUUUGUCGGAAUCUAUGACGGAUUUAGUGGUCCAGAUGCGCCGGAUUAUCUCCUCAACAAUCUUUACACCGCCGUGCAAAAGGAGCUUAAUGGGUUACUUUGGAACGACGAAAAGCUUAGAUAUUUUGGAGAAAACUGCGAGACCCAGCUCGGAAAAUGUUCCGAUGAGGAAGAUUCCAAUUCGGGGAAAGAGAAUUGUCCUGUGGUGAACAGUGAUGAUCCAGUUGCUUCCGGUGCAAGAAACCAAGAGAGGAGUGUGAAAUGGAGAUGUGAAUGGGAGAAUAAGUCAAACAACAAGACCAAAUCUGAUAACAAAUGUGAUCAGAAAGGAUCAAAUUCGACGACAACAAACCAUAAAGAUGUUCUUAAAGCUCUUUUACUAGCGCUGAGGAAAACCGAAGACGCGUAUCUAGAGCUAGCUGAUCAAAUGGUUAAAGAGAAUCCAGAAUUAGCACUAAUGGGGUCUUGUGUUCUCGUGACAUUGAUGAAAGGAGAAGAUGUGUACGUGAUGAAUGUCGGGGAUAGCCGAGCGGUUUUAGGCCGGAAACCUAAUUUAGCAACCGGGAGAAAGAGGCAAAAGGAGUUGGAGAGAAUCAGAGAAGAUAGUUCUUUAGAAGAUAAAGAAAUUUUGAUGAAUGGAGCAAUGCGUAAUACUUUGGUUCCUCUACAACUUAACAUGGAACAUAGCACAAGAAUUGAAGAGGAAGUGAGAAGAAUCAAGAAGGAACAUCCUGACGAUGAUUGUGCAGUAGAGAAUGAUAGAGUUAAAGGUUAUCUUAAGGUCACUCGUGCAUUUGGAGCUGGCUUUCUCAAACAGCCUAAAUGGAACGAUGCACUUUUAGAGAUGUUCAGGAUCGAUUAUAUCGGGACAUCACCAUACAUUACAUGUUCUCCAUCACUAUGUCAUCACAAGCUAACGUCACGUGACAAAUUCCUAAUCCUAUCUUCUGAUGGAUUGUAUGAAUAUUUCUCUAACCAAGAAGCCAUUUUCGAGGUUGAAUCUUUCAUCUCUGCUUUUCCUGAAGGCGAUCCAGCUCAACACUUAAUCCAAGAAGUCCUUCUUCGUGCUGCCAACAAAUUUGGUAUGGAUUUUCAUGAAUUGUUGGAGAUACCACAAGGAGAUCGUAGGAGGUAUCACGAUGAUGUCUCUGUGAUAGUGAUCUCACUUGAAGGAAGAAUAUGGAGAUCAUCAAUGUGAAUAUUAUUGUUUUUCAUGAAUUUGAAUCUUUUGAAGAACUUAUUACAAUAACUCGGGUUGAUAUUU